Messenger RNA from Bombina bombina (fire-bellied toad), 4632 nucleotides. It is a transcript of the gene STAM2, whose product is annotated as signal transducing adaptor molecule 2. Gene Ontology annotation, cellular component: endocytic vesicle. Bases 180 to 1760 code for a protein of 526 amino acids. NCBI's taxonomy places the organism in Eukaryota, Metazoa, Chordata, Amphibia, Anura, Bombinatoridae. The record is from RefSeq and is a predicted model, not a curated record. Gene Ontology annotation, biological process: signal transduction. The transcript has 14 exons. Gene Ontology annotation, molecular function: ubiquitin binding; phosphatidylinositol binding.
UGCAUUGUUCAAUCUCAUGAUAGUUUAUUGAUACACUUAGAAAAGCCGCUUUAAGGUUUUCAUUCAGGCAUAAUUUAUGGGCAGCCUGGAAGCUUGUUCGGUUUGGUUGUUGUGACGGAAGAAGCCUAAGCAGGAAGAGAGUGACAGGAGAAGGCCCGGAGUUUAGAGUAGUAACAGUUAUGCCGCUCUUCGGCUCCAAUCCCUUUGAUCAAGAUGUCGAGAAAGCUACAAAUGAAUAUAACACCAGUGAAGAUUGGGGUCAUAUUAUGGACCUCUGUGACAAAAUUGGAAAUACUCCAAAUGGUGCAAAAGAUGGCCUUAAAUCCAUAAUGAAAAGAGUCAAUCACAAAGUCCCACAUGUGGCUCUGCAAGGUUUGACUCUACUGGGUGCCUGUGUGUCAAAUUGUGGGAAAGCUUUUCAUUUGGAAAUAUGUUCAAGAGAUUUUGCAAGUGAAGUGCGUAGUGUAAUAAGUAAGGCACAUCCGAAGGUCUGUGACAAGCUGAAAGCUUUGAUGGUUGAGUGGUCAGAAGAAUUUCAGAAGGAUCCCCAGUUUAGUCUUAUUUCUGCCACCAUUAAAUCUCUGAAGGAAGAAGGGGUUUCAUUUCCUACAGCAGUCUCUCAGAGUGCUUCAAAUACUCCUAAGAAUGGAACAUUACCUAUCAAAAACAAAGAGGAUGAAGAUAUUGCUAAAGCGAUUGAGUUAUCUUUGCAAGAGCAGAAGCAGCCAACAGAGAUAAAGUCACUAUACCCAUCUGUGGAUGUACAGAAUGAUAAUCAGAAAAUGGCAAGGAAAGUUCGUGCGCUGUAUGAUUUUGAAGCUGUUGAGGAUAAUGAGCUGACAUUCAAAAGUGGAGAAAUAAUCAUAGUUUUGGAUGACAGUGAUGCUAACUGGUGGAAAGGAGAAAAUCACAGAGGUAUAGGACUUUUCCCAUCUAAUUUUGUGUCAUCAACAUUGAAUGUUGAGCCAGAAGUAGUCAUUGAAAAGACGAUUGUUUCAGAAGAAGUUUUAGAGAACACCACAAAAAUAGAGCCUGAACCCGUGACCAUAGACGAAAAUAAAAUGGAUCAAGCCUUACAGUUACUUCAGAGCAUCGAUCCUACAGACCCCAAACCCGACUCUGCCGAUCUCCUUGACUUGGAAGAUGUUUGUCAGCAAAUGGGCCCAAUGAUAGAUGAAAAGUUAGAAGAAAUUGACAGAAAACAUUCCGAACUCUCAGAACUGAAUGUGAAAGUCCUUGAGGCAUUAGAAUUGUAUAAUAAACUUGUGAAUGAAGCUCCAAUGUAUUCAAUGUACAGCAAGCCACCUCCCCAGGCACAUUAUGCUACCACUUCAAUGGGCGUAUCCAUGCAGGGCUACCACAACCAACCUCAAGGAGGGAACUACAUGGUACAGGGCAUGCCACAUGUCCAUGCACAGACACUGCCACAAGCUUACAGCAUGAACCAUGAUCCGAUUGGGCCACUGAGGUCACUGCCACCAACUAUAAAUUCUACAGUAACGACACAGUCUGCUCAAACACAAUAUCUGAGUACUGGUCAAGACACAGCCACAAAUCUUCCUUAUAUAAACCAGAGUUCAAGUCUCCCGCAAGCUGCUGGUGCCCAAACCUAUGGCCUUCCCGUGGGAAUGUCAGCGGAUAUGUCUGUUUAUCAGAACACUACAUCUAAUAUGCCUCCUGCGUCUGGCUACACAAUGACAGCACCUCUCCAUUCUGUUCCCCAGCAACCCCCUAGUUACUAUCAACAGCCAUUGCUUUGAAGGAAACCUUAUAGACCUAUGUAAAGUCAGCGUUGCUCCUAGUUUUGUAACUUAUAUCACCAAAAUAAUGGUAAAUGCGAACACAGUAGGAAAAUUUAUUCUUGUAAACAUGGACUAUGAGAUUCCAAAAAUACCAAUGGUGGGAUGGUUCCUCUUAAUAAAUGUGAUGUGCACUUUUUUCUGGUUUAAAGCAAUUUUUGUGCUUGAAAGGGUAAUGUAUUUCCGUAUUACCCAGUGUAUUUUUUUUCUAGAGGAACUAAAGAGUUUUUAAAGCAGCAAUCUACAGUUAACUUUUUUUUUUGCUUGAAUGUCUGCAGAAUAUAUAAACAAAACUAUUUAUCAAGUGCUUUUUACUUUUGUUUGCUCUUUAUUUUUUAAUUUCUGUAAGUGAUUUAAAGGUACAGUCCAAGUCAGAGCAUGGCCAUUCCUCUUCAUUGUGCUUCUGAGCAUCUUAAAAUAUGAAGCUAAAGGAACAAAAUAAAUCCAUAAACAUGUUUGUAUUAGUAUCUUUUCGUGUAAGUUGUAUUACUACAAUCUUUAGCACCAAAUAGCUCAGUAAUGAGAAUGCCUUUCUAUGCAUAAAUGCACUACAAUUGUCUGCUGCUGUGGCUUUAGUUUAAUAUUGUUUUAGCAUUGUAGCUCUUGUGUUUAUUUAAAGAGCACUUUCAGUAGAAUUUCAUAAGCCUUGAUCAAUAAAUAGUGGCUUGCGUGCUACUGGCCUCUGACUAAAUACAGAUGUGUUGCAAGUUAUCUCCAUAUCACACCAAGAAAAUAUAACAUGCUACUUUCCGAAUGGAAGAAAAAAACAUUUUGUUUUGUGUUCAGAUAGUUUUUCUGUUUGUGGUUGGUAUCUUGAAGUUGAACUUACAUGUCAGCCCCAUCAUGCAUUUCCCCCUGUACAAAUGGCACUUGUAUGUCUUCAUGUAUUGAUGUGCUGCUUUCCAGCCGUUUCAUUGAAGGAAACAUUUCUAUAGUCCAAUCCUAACUUUUUUAUCUUUAUAAAUGUAAUAUAUUUUUAAACUGUUUAGUUCAUAGUUUUGAUUUUGGAAUUCAUAUACAGAUUUUCUUUCUUUUUUUUCUUUAUGCUUUGAAUACAUUCUAUAAUCAAGUGAUUUCCUUUUCAUUAGAUCACUUUUGUUCCCACAUCCUAAGAUGAUCAUAACCAUCUUGCAAAUUGCAGAUACCCAGUGUUGCCUUCCACAUGAUUAUAUAUUGCUCAUUCUCUGAACCUGUCGAUCGGAAGGAGGAAAUAGCUUAAGACUGGAGUGCUUUACAUUAUAAUAGAUAACUGAGCUUAGACAAUAUAAAACUGUGUCUACUUCAUACAUCAAUAGUUAUACUUCCAUGAAAUCAUAAGAUGAAUACAAAUAAACAUAAUGUGAAAUGUUGAGGUUAGUUACAGCUAAUGCUAUUAAAGGGACACUGAACCCAAAAUUUUUCUUUUGUGAUUCAGAUAAAGCAUGCAAUUUACCCACCAAUCAGCAAGGACAACCUAGGUUGUUCACCAAAAGUGGGCCGGCAUCUAAACUUACAUUCUUGCAUUUCAAAUAAAGAUACCAAGAAAAUAAAGAACAUUUGAUAAUAGGAGUAAAUUAGAAAGUUCCUUAUAAUUUCAUGCUCUAUCUGAAUCACAAAAGAAAAAAAUUGGGUUCAGUGUCCCUUUAACUACCUCUAUUCGACUAUAUCAUGCUUCAGAGCUCCUACAUCAAUAUUGUUGGAAUCUCCCAGAGUACAGUAGAGUGCAGUGUGAUAUCUUGUAUACUGGACAUUGGACAACAUUGUUGUUUGUAGCAUCUUGGAACUUCUCUUCUUCCACUUGCACCUUUUACAUGUUCUUGCAUAUGUGUUUAUGGGAACCACAGUCUUAACUGCAAAUGAGACCCUUUAAUCCUGUUUCUUACAUCUGUUUUUAAUAUUGAUGGAAAAAAAUGUAAUAACUAAAAAAUAAUUAUUUGAAUUUGUGACCAUAAUAUUUCUAUACAUUUUGUGUUUCUUUGUGACCAUACUAUUUCUAUACAUUUUGUGUUUCUUUAUGUAAUAUAUUUAACUCAUUCACAUUUAUUUUAUGUUUGGUGCUUUAUACAGAUGCUAUUAAAUAUGGCUGCUGAUUUGCGGACAACUGCUGCAUUUUUGUCAUCGCCUAGUUCUGAAUAAGACUUUUUUUUUUGUUAGUCAAAUUAUACUAGCAGAUACACUUUACGAGGUUCACCAGUGUACCAAAUGUGAAUAUUAUAAAAAUAACAUAGCACCUUAUUCAUUCAAAUGAAUGUUCUUAAAAGGAAAACAAGUAUUUGGCUUUAGAGGGCGGUGUUUUAAAAAUAAUUUUUUGGGUAUUUUCUUUGUGUUCAUAAUUCUAUAUUCCAAGGGUUUUCUUUCAUUGUAACCUUUUACAUCAUUAUAUCCAUAUUCCAUUUAAAGGGAGGAAAUUGAUUGCCCCUGGGAUAGAUAUAAUUGAUAUGCUGGAGUGUGUUAUAUAAAACAAAAUGGUCUUGAGAUAUAAUGCAUUUAUGAACAGUUGUAGUCAUUUACAAUAUAUAAAGUAUAAAUAGUGUAUAUAGACAAUUGUCUAUGUGAAAUUUUAUAUAUACUGCUACAUAAUUUCUCUUUGGGAGGGAAAACCAUUACAUUUGUAUAUAUGGCAGCAUUUGGUAACACAUUUUUGUAACGUCUAGCUUGUAAUCUAAUCAACUGAUUUCCAAUAAUACUAUGUAGAUAAUGUAAGAAUAAUUGUAUUAUUUUCCACUAGUGCAUUUAGCAGGGUUUCUUGAUGUUAAUGGGGAUGUUUGUUUCUUUACCAUCUGCUCUAUACUAAAUUGUAAUAUUUAUUUUAAAGAAUUGUACCCAAUUAAAAGUUUUGCUGCCAAAUUAAGAA